Messenger RNA from Erigeron canadensis, 2308 nucleotides. Its product is annotated as ruBisCO large subunit-binding protein subunit beta, chloroplastic-like. Gene Ontology annotation, cellular component: chloroplast stroma. The transcript has 12 exons. Gene Ontology annotation, biological process: protein refolding. The coding region runs from base 50 to 1918 and encodes 622 amino acids. The record is from RefSeq and is a predicted model, not a curated record. Lineage: Eukaryota; Viridiplantae; Streptophyta; Magnoliopsida; Asterales; Asteraceae. Gene Ontology annotation, molecular function: ATP binding; ATP-dependent protein folding chaperone.
GUCACGUUAUCCUUCCACAAUUUCUUCAAGAAACACUUGGAACAUAAACAUGUCAUGUUCUAUAUCUAUAAUAUCUUGUCCAAUAUCAUUACAAAAUCGAAAAGUUAAAAAACUUGCUACUAAAUCAAUGAGCCCAAUUACAUCCAUGGCUAAAGAAAUCCACUUUAAUCAUGAUGGUUCUACCACAACCAAGCUCUUGGCAGGGGUGACCAAGGUGGCUGAGCUAAUUGGAGUUACUUUAGGCCCAAAGGGUAGAAAUGUGGUGUUGCAAAACAAGUAUGGUCCUCCCAAGAUUGUUAAUGAUGGUGAAACUGUUCUCAGAGAGAUUCAACUAGAAGAUCCUCUAGAGAAUGUUGGUGUGAAACUAGUGAGGCAAGCUGGUGCAAAGACAAAUGAUCUAGCUGGUGAUGGUUCCACCACAUCCAUUAUACUAGCCCAUGGCCUCAUUUCUGAAGGUGUGAAGGUUAUUGCUGCAGGCAUGAACCCGAUACAAAUAUCACGAGGAAUACAAAAAACUGCAGAUGCCUUAGUUUUAGAACUCAAGUUGAUGUCUAGAGAGGUUGAGGAUCAUGAGCUCGCAGACGUUGCCACCAUUAGUGCAGGUAAUGAUUUUGAAGUUGGAAAUAUGAUUUCUGAAGCUAUGCAACGAGUGGGAAGGGACGGUUUUAUCACUAUUGAGAAAGGAAAUUCUGCUGAGAACACUCUAGAGAUAGUAGAGGGGAUGCAAUAUGAUCGUGGUUAUCUGUCCAAAUAUUUCAGUGAUCGUAGAACUUUGAAAGUAGAAUUUCAAGAAUGCAAGUUGCUUUUGGUUGACAAAAUAAUUACAAAUCCGAAAGAGAUGUAUAGAAUUUUGGACAUUGCAGUUAAAGGCGCCUUUCCGAUUGUGAUAAUUGCAGAGGGCAUUGAGAAGGAAGCUCUGGCUCCAGUAAUUCGUAACAAACUAAAGGGCAUACUGAAGGCAGCAGCUGUUAAAGCUCCUGCCUUUGGUGAGCGCAAGAGCCACUACUUAGAUGACAUUGCUAUUUUGACUGGAGGAACUGUGAUUAGGGAUAAUGCAGGUUUGACACUUGAAAGGGUCCGAGAGGAUAUGCUUGGGACUGCAAGUAAAGUGGUCAUUACUAAAGACUCUACCCUAAUAGUUACUGAUGGGAGCACUCAAGCAGCUGUCAAGAAAAGGGUCACUCAAAUCCAAAGGCUGGUCGAGAACACAGAAGAAAAUUUUGAUAAAAAAAUUCUUAAUGAAAGGAUAGCAAGGUUGUCUGGAGGGAUUGCUAUUAUAAAGGUUGGAGCUCAAACACAAGUUGAAUUGAAGGACAAACAGUUAAGGAUGGAGGAUGCUGUAAAUGCAACAAAGGCUGCUAUUGAGGAAGGAGUUGUAGUUGGUGGUGGCUGUUGUCUUUUGAGGCUAUCUUUAACUAUAAGCAAAAUUAAAAAGCUUAUGGAUAAUGAAGAGCAGAAGAUAGGAGCAGAUAUAUUCAAAAGAGCUUUGGAAUAUCCAGCAAGACGAAUAGCCAAAAAUGCUGGCAUCAAUGGUAGCAUUGUAAUAGAGAAGGUAUUGUGUAACAAUGACAUGAAGUAUGGGUACAAUGCUGCAAGCAACCGGUAUGAAGAUCUUAUGGCUGCUGGUAUAAUAGACCCAACCAAAGUAGUGAGAUGUUGCAUAGAGCAUGCAGCAUCGGUUGCAAAAACAUUUUUGACCUCUGAUGCCGUUGUGAUUGACACUGAUGGACCAGUGCCGGAAGGAAUGAGGUUGCCAAAGCAUACACCAAAGCAAACACCAAUGCCAACACCAAUGUCAAUGCCAACACCAAUGCCAACACCAAUGUCAAUGCCAACGCCAAUGCCAACGCCAAUGUCAAAACCAAUGUCAAUGCCAAUGCAAAUGCCAACGUCUGGGAUUGGUCCAAUGGGUUUUUAAUAUUCAGUUAGAUGUACAUAGCCAGUUGUAGAAUUGUUUCCAACUGUGAGCCAUGAAUCUAGAAUUGAUCUAGCAGCCUUAGGUUGCUAAAGGGACUUGCAUAUGCAGCUUGAUUACUACAAAGUGUGAUGUGAUCACUAGCUCACAAGGGAAAUAAGAAAGCAAAUCCAUAAGGGGUUUCGAGAAAUGCACCAAAGAGGUGUGUUUUAACUUGUUUUCAAGACUCAGAUCCAGUUUGCCUGAGAAUUCAAGUAGAGAAACCAAGAAAAUGUAAGAACUGUUUCUUAAUGCUUAUCGACCUUUUGGUAUACAAUAAGGUAUUAUGUAAUUUUUUGGAUACGGAUAGUAUUUAAACUGAUUUAUAUAUUACAAACCCAACAUCGUUUUCCA